AUGCAAAAAAUACAAACAGACAUAAAAUAAGGAAAAUAAGAAGACUAAACUUUAAAUGAAUAAUGUGAAAUCUGUUAUACAGAAAUUAAAAUAAAAGGUCUACUAGCUAAAUGCAAACAUUACUUUUGUUUUAAUUGUGUUUUGAAAUGGACUAAAAAAUAGAAAUCUUGUCCUAAAUGUAGGUCUUAAGUUACUAAAAUAUGUAAAUCGUGGAAAAGGAAAACUAACCGUCCUUUAAGUAAGUUUUUUAUAAAAUAACUAUAGUUAUCUACUUAUCUAAUUCUGAAUCAGAUAACAGUGAUUCAGAUCAAGAUUAUAUUCCUAUAGAUACUUUAGUUGGAAAAUAUGGGCCUGAAGACUUUAUUUGA
Molecule: messenger RNA, 368 nt
Organism: Paramecium sonneborni
Lineage: Eukaryota; Ciliophora; Oligohymenophorea; Peniculida; Parameciidae
Source: the annotation of a GenBank genome assembly